CAGCCGGUAAACAAUGACAUUUAGUGUCAAAAUGAAAUUUAAAGCGAAAGAUCUUUGUUCAUUUUGGAAACGCAUUCUUGUAAUUUGAUCAAGUGAAAAAAAAAAGAAGUAUAACAUUUAUUAAGAAGUAUAAGUCAAAUGAUCAAAUGAUUUAGAAUGAAUCAGAGAAGUGAAACUGAGGCCAAGAUUCAAUCGAUGAUAACAUCUGCCCUGAAUCUUUUGCCUGAUCCACAAAGUGAAGGUGCGGCUGCAAUUGGAUCGCUUCUUUCGGCUGGAGCCGCUUCACUUUUUUCUUCGGGACCAGAUCGGCAAAGAAGUCAAAGAAGUGGAAGUAGCACAGUUACAAAAGUUGUGGCAACAGCUGCAGUUGGUGCUGCGAUUGGGUAUGCUUUGUAUAAGUAUAACGAACUACAACCAAAUGAACGGGUUCAAAGUCGACAAAUCGAAAAUCGACAUGUUAAAAUCGAAGAAAUUGAAGAUGAUGAAAGUGAAGAUGACGUUAUUUCAAAUCGAUCAACAUCGCAAUCUACCUCAUCCGGAUCGAAUUUCGAACCAUUUUCGAGAGACUCGAAAUUUCAUAUUGUUGACACUCUCCAAGAAUGCCGACGUGUUGUGAAAGAGCUAAGAUUGCAUUGCAUCAAAUACAAGGUGCUAGGUAUUGGCUUCGUACUGAUGAAUAGUAGCGAUAACGAUAGAAAAGAGAUUGCAUUACUACAACUAGCCUCUUAUCAUAAUAAUGUGUGUGGCGUUUUUCAUUUGUCCAAACUAAAGCACAUUCCGAUCGAAUUAGAGGAUUUAUUACAAGAUGUAAACAUUAUAAAAGUUGGCGAAAACAUAAUCUAUUUGAAGUCAUUGUUAGAAUAUCGCGGCGAAAAUAUUGAAAGUAUAGUUAAUUUGAGAGACGUGGCUCUUUUGACAUCUGAUCUUUCCUCCGCCUUUCCUUAUCUUUCACCGUAUGAUGACCUUCGACUGGAAAAAAUGUCCAGCGACUAUUUGGGGGUGUCAUUCGAUGAAAGUAUUCAAAACUCGAAUUGGAAUGCAAUGACAUUGUCAAAGGAACAAAUUUAUUAUGCUGCACAGAGGGCACUUGUUGCUAUUGAUUUGUUUAAAUACUUUGCGCAAAUAUUGAAACCAACAGAAUCAUUCGAAAAUCAGUAUGAUCACAUAAAAUGCAUCAUCGCCAAUCACAAUUGUGUUGAAAAUCAACAAAUUGUAAAUCCACCACCAAUUCUAACGACAGGAGCACCGCCAAUUUUAUCACCAAUUGAAAAUCAACAGUCCAAGAAACGAUCCAUCAAAAAGAAACCAAACAAAAACAAUCCAAACGAAAAACGGGAUGAUUUUCUAUCACAAUCAAUUCCAUUCCGAUCAAAUUCGAUCCACGAAUUUCCGGAUGAUUCAAAAAUUUAUGUGGUUAACACUAUACUCAAGUGUCGAUAUGUAACGAAAGAGCUCCAAUUGCAUUGCGAUAAUAUGCUUGGUGUUGACUUCGAACCGGUAAGCAGUUGGGGCGAUGGCAGCAAAGAGAUUGCAUCAUUGCAAUUGGCUACUCGUCGUGGUCUUUGUGCCAUCUUUCGUUUGAAGGAAUUGAAACAUGUUCCGUUGGAGCUACAGAAAUUAUUGAAUAGAACCGAUAUCAUAAAAGUUGGCGGCAACUUGUCUACUCUGAAAAAAUUAUUACAUGACAAUUAUGAUGAUCAUGUUACAAGUACAUUUGAUGUGCGCUAUAUGCGUGAUAUGGCCGGCUUUUCGUUUUCCGGUGGACUGGAAAAGAUGUCGAAUAAAUAUUUGGGAGUGUCAUUCGAGAAAACAAUUCAAAACUCGAAUUGGAAUGCAGCGACAUUGUCUGAAGAACAAAUUCAAUAUGCUGCUGAGAAGGCACUUGUUGCAGUCGAAUUGUUCAAAUAUUUUGCUAAAAAAAUCGAAGCAGAUGACUCCUUUCAAAAUGAGUCUGAACACCUUAAGUAUAUCAUCGAUAUCCACGUACGGAAAUUGUUGAAUAUUAACUACGAGAAAAACAUGAAGAUUAAGCCACAAACGAGAGGUCAAAAGAACAAGAUCAUGUCAUCCGUGUUGAAGAACCAGAUCGUUGGAAGCGGAAAUAUUUGGGAAACUAAUACUUCUGACGACCGAAGAGUAUAUGAGCAUCCAUUGAAACAAACCGAGCGCGAAACACCCAUCGCACAUUCGCGAAUCUAUGAAUCUGGCGAAUAUUUGGCAAAUCUAUUACUUGGUCAUCACUUGCAAUUCGAUUUGUCGAUUUGCUUUUUGGCAAUCAUUUUGAAAGUGACUAUAUUCAUUUUGAAUUUAUUUUUUUAACUUUAAUAUUGAUUUCGAAAUUACGCAUAUACCACCCAUUUUAUUGACUUUUUAUACAAAUA
This is a messenger RNA of Contarinia nasturtii (swede midge), 2381 nucleotides long. RefSeq lists its product as uncharacterized. The transcript has 5 exons. Bases 157 to 2319 code for a protein of 720 amino acids. Gene Ontology annotation, cellular component: nucleus; cytoplasm. Gene Ontology annotation, biological process: nucleobase-containing compound metabolic process. Gene Ontology annotation, molecular function: nucleic acid binding; 3'-5' exonuclease activity. NCBI's taxonomy places the organism in Eukaryota, Metazoa, Arthropoda, Insecta, Diptera, Cecidomyiidae. The record is from RefSeq and is a predicted model, not a curated record.